UGAUUUUUUUUAAAAUGAACGAUUACGUCUAAAAAUGGUAAAGGGGUAUUGAACAAUGACCUUUUAUAAACAAACUUAACUGCACAUCUACUCAGUCGAAAAGUAUAGUUGGUAACAUUUUACUGAGUUAAAAAAAGAUCUUCGUCUAUCAUUUUUCUUAUAAAAAUGAUGCAACAUAGUUUAUGCUUACUGAUAUUCAACUUUGGAUUAUUCAUAAUUGUUUAUGGAACAAAAUUUGAAGAAGAUGAGUGUAAGAUGUCAAAGGAAGCAAAGCAAAAUGAUUUGUCACAAAUUUUUCAAAAUAUAAAAGAAGAAUACUACAAGAACAAUAGACACAUGGCAUCCACAAAUGAUGACAUAUCGAGCUCUGAAGUCAAAAAGCAGUUUCAUCCAUAUAUUCCAACAUACGAAAAUAUUAAAAAAAAUGCUGACGCUGCAAGACAUCAAUUAAAUAUAUUACAUCAUUUACCUAUAAAUAAAACACUUUUAAAGCCAAGAGAAGAAAGACUUUUAAGUCAGUUUCAAUACUUUCUUGAAUCAAGCUUUGAUAAUAUUUAUGGCAGUUAUUACGAUGGAGUCUGGAUGCUAGGACCAGAUUACUUUUGUGAGCAGCCAAUUUGUGUUAUUAGUAACCACUUGUUAGCUGCCCUUAAGAGAAUAACUGUUGCAAGCGUAAAAGAUUUGGAACUGAUUAUUUACUGGAUACGAGAACAUAGAAAGACAUUUACGCAAUACACUGAAAACGCAAAACAGGGGAUUGAAUUAGGAAUGGUUCAACCCGUUGAAGUUUGCAAAUCGGCAUCUCGGACACUUUCAACACUUUACAGACAAGUUUAUAAUGGUGGACCAAAAAACGCUCUUAAUUUAGGUUUUUCUACUCUUUUACUUGGAAAUGGAAAUAUUUUAAAUGAAUCAUAUUAUAAAUUUAUUACGGAGUCUCAUCUUGAAGAAUUUAAAAACAAAAAUAACGGGAAAGAGUACGUAGAACUUUUAAAAGAAGCGAUCAUUGAUGAUUUUGGCAAACCGCUCAAAGACAUGAUUGAUUACUUUAAAAAUGAGCACUUUGUGUAUUGCUCACCAAGUAGUGUAUCUAGUGGUUUAGGAGGAUUACCUUUAAAGCAUAAAUUCAAAGAUUCCGAGAAACAAGAGCAAAUUACAUCUCACAAACUUCCUACCGGAGAAACAAUUAAUGUUAAGGAAGGUUAUCAAAAGUUAAUGAAAUACUAUACAACCUCUAAUAUUACUGGAGAAAUGGCAACAGAGUUAGGAUACAAAAGAUUACAACAGUUUUACGACGAGGUAUUAGCUCUAGGCAAAAAUGUGACUGGUAAAAAAAACGAAGAAGAAAUGAUUGAAAAGUUCAAGAAGAAGUUGAAUGAAAAAUCUUUAUAUUUUAACAAAUUUAAAUUUCCAGAUAGCGAAUCAGAUGAUAUUGCACACGAAAAGUGUGUAAACGAUGAAGAUGCUAAAGAACUUUGCCCAACUCGAUGGGAGGCAAUUCAACGUUGGUUUGACCACAACGUAAACAUCAUGAAAUCUGCAAAACCAUACAUUCAAGACCUGUUUUACACAGAUGGUGAAAAUAAAACAACACCUACUUGUUUGGUAAAGUUAACUGCAGAAUAUAAUCCUUCCAAUGGUGUCCCAAGUUAUCUGGAAAGUGAUCCAGAUUGUUUAGAACCAGCUAGCUAUUUUGUACCGUUUUUUAAAGCAGAGAUGGGACCUUCUUACGAAGAUUACAAUACAAACUUUCACGAGUCACGGCCAGGACAUCACUUGCAGAUUCAAGGAUUUCUUGAGAACUUUCAAGAUGCUUGUGGUGGAAUUUCAGGUUGGAUUAACGACGUGGUAGAUUAUUAUCCAUCUUUUUCUGAAGGUUGGGGCUUAUAUGCAGAAAAUCCUUUACUUCUCCACGAUACAAAGAUAAUUGAAGAUAAUCCUCUUGCUCGAUACGGAACUCUGAAGUGGCAGAUUUGGCGAGCUCUACGUUUAAUAGCGGAUGUCGGUUUCCACGAAGGAAACCUAACACGAGAUGAUGUUACAAAAUUGUUUUCAAAAUAUACAUGGGACGAGUCUGACACAGUUAUUAAGGAAAUAACACGUUACCAAGGUACACCAGGUCAAGCAACUUCUUAUAUGAUUGGUCAGCAAACAAUAAUUGACCUACGAAACAGUAUUGAGAAACAGCUUGGCGACAAGUUUGAUAUAAAAGAGUUUCAUUACCAAUUGCUAAAACAAGGCCAAUCUCCCUUUCAUUUCAUUUUAAGCUACAUGAAUUCUUACGUAAAAUGCAAACUAGACACAUCUAGCCUAUCAGAUUGCAAUGUUAUCUUAAAUCCACCAAAACCUUCAUUCCAGUUUGUUGAUAUUAAAAAGAAAAAAAAAUUAAAAGAUAUUAAAGCAUUAUUUCGUUUAUUCAAGAAAAAGAAACAUCAUUAACAGUUUUUAGAAUUAUUGGAUUUUUAAAAUUUUAAGUUUAUUACCUAAAUUAACUUUUUAUGAAUAAUUUUAUUUAAUUAAA
Messenger RNA from Hydra vulgaris (swiftwater hydra), 2521 nucleotides. RefSeq lists its product as uncharacterized. Lineage: Eukaryota; Metazoa; Cnidaria; Hydrozoa; Anthoathecata; Hydridae. The record is from RefSeq and is a predicted model, not a curated record.